AUGAUCGAACUGUAUCCUGCGAACUGCUCGAAAUUCCUAUUAAGUCUCUUCUAUAGACCACCAAAUUCUGAAGAAGAUAUACUAAUUGAGUUGAGAGACUCUCUUGAUCGUUUAGAUGAAUCAUGUCAACUUGUUCUGGUCGGUGAUUUUAACCUACCCAAUAUUGACUGGUCAUUGGACUUUCCUUCUCCCACAUCUAAAGGCAGUUUCAAGGAGGAACUUUUUUGCGAGAUUAUUACAGAUCAAUUCCUCUACCAAAAAGCUGUCGGUCCGACACACCUGCAUGGUAAUAAAUUGGACUGUGUAUUCUCGAAUUCUCCGAAGCUCAUCACGAACGUGAACUGCACAAAUCCAACUGAUCUAUUUCCAACUGAUCAUUACCUUAUCGAGUUCGAUAUCAAAGUUUGUUUUCAAAAAGCAAAAUCGAUAAGACGAACAGUGUAUGACUUCAAUAAUGCAAACUUCGACGGUACUCGUGAACAUCUAAUGAAUGUCCCUCUCGAUUCUGCGAUAUCCAAUAAUUCAGAUAUAGACGAAUGUUGGAAAGCAUGGAAAGAUCUAUUUAUCACGUACAGCGAUAGAUAAAUUUGUACCUAAAAAGACAGUCGUUGACACAAACACACCACCUUGGAUAGACCGGGAUGUUAAACACAUGAUUAAGAAGAAAUAUACAGCUCUACGACAAUAUCGUCAGAAACGAACGGAAGGACGAAAACGCAAACUCCGUCAGUUGACACAGGAAACUAAGGACUUGAUUAAACAAAAACGCCAUCAAUACAUAGAAAAAGUUCAAGAUUCCCUCGCAAAAUCACCUAAGUUAUUCUGGUCCUACCACAAACAUAUCCUCCGCAAUAGAAAUUCCCCACCUGCUAACACGUACAACAACUCAACUGCAACAACACCACACAAAAAAGCAGAACUUUUCAACGCAUUCUUCGCCUCUGUUUUUCUUCCGAAGUCAUCUUCCCAAGAUGCAAACCUGAACAUGACACAAAAAACUUACGAAAUAAUAUCUGAUAUUCAGAUCUCGCAGAAUGAAGUCGAGCAGUACCUUAACCAUUUGGACACAACAAAGGCUUAUGGCCCAGACGGAAUACCACCACGUCUACUGAAAGAACUCUCAAGAGAAAUCUCGACAAGCCUCUGCAGUUUGUUCAACAUGUCCUUAACAACAGGCCGCCUACCUAUGGAAUGGAAACAUGCGAACGUUAUACCCAUCCACAAAAAAGACUGUGUCGAACCCGUGACCAACUACCGUCCCAUUUCCCUUCUGCCAAUAAUUUCCAAAGUUCUCGAAAGAUGCGUUUUCAAUAACAUUUACCCUUUUGUUCGUGUACUGAUCAAUAAUGUCCAACAUGGCUUCUUAAGAAAUCGUUCAUGUAUAACCCAGCUUCUAGGUAUACUACAUGACAUUGGCAAAAAUCUGGAUCGAAACAAACAAAUCGAUGUGCUAUACCUAGAUUUCUCGAAAGCGUUCGACUCUGUAGAUCAUGACAUCCUACUUCACAAACUACAAAUGCAUGGCAUAAACGGAACGCUUUUACGAUGGUUCGAAAAUUACUUGAAUGAUAGAUGGCAGCGAGUUGUCAUUGAUGGUGCAGCCUCUGCAUGGUCUCCAGUAACAUCAGGUGUACCGCAAGGCAGUAUUCUGGGACCGUUGCUCUUUGUCAUAUUCAUAAAUGAUCUUCCCAAUAACGUUUCACCCAGUACGAACUCAGCACUGUAUGCAGAUGAUUCAAAAUUAUACAGAGAAAUAAAAUCGGUAGAAGAUUGCCAGCUCCUGCAAGACGACCUUGCCAAACUGGAAAAGUGGAGCACUGAUUCAAAAAUGCGAUUUAACACUGAAAAGUGCAAAGUGCUGACAAUAUCAAGAAAGCAACACCCAACGCGAUUUCCAUAUCGCAUAUAUGGUAAUGAAUUAUCUCCUUGUCAAGUCGAGAAAGAUCUUGGUAUGCUCGUGACCAGCAAUUUGAAAUGGGGCCCACACAUACUCAAGAUGGUGGCGAAGGCAAAUAAAAUGCUUGGUAUCCUCAAACGCUCAUGCUUUGACAUUAACCACACCCAAGUCAGACGGACCUUAUAUCUAACGCUAGUUAAAUCUCAACUUGUUUAUGGAAGCGAGGUAUGGUGCCCUCCAAACAACAGCCACUUAUCAAAGAAAAUCGAAGGAGUUCAAAGAAGAGCAACGCUGUGGAUACUAAAGAAGAAACGCGGAGAACUAAGUUACAAACAGCGCUUAAUGCAACUUAAUUUAAUCCCGCUUGUAUACGACAGAGAACAGAAGGACUUGAUAUUUUUCUAUAAAUGUAUGUACGGUCUCACAGAUUUCGACAUAUCGCAGUAUGUUGAAGUUACAACGGGAAGGACACGCGCGGCCACUUCUGGUCUUCUGAGAACACAAGCAUGUAAAACAAGUACAUUUCAAAGUUCGUAUUGUGUUAGAAUUGUUAAACUGUGGAACUAUGUUUGUACGUCUGCUCCUUCGUAUUGUUAUGUCACUGUCUCCUCUUUUAAGUCAUACUUGCGCAAGACUUACAUCUACCUCACUAGUACUUCCUACACUCCUGACUUACCUAGUUCACACUCACUUAUCACGACUCAAUAAAAAUAUCUAACAUUUCUCUCUUUGUCUUUUCAUUCUUUCUGCCUUGUCAUUCCCUUAGUCUUUUCAUUUAAUCUUCCUUGUCUUUGUUUCUUGUCUUUGUUUGUUGUCUAGUGGUGAGCACCUUGCAUGGGACAUAGUCUCGUUUGUGUUUCGCCACUUUUGGCACUUUCCUCGUCUUCUUGUACAAUGUAAUUAUCCGUUUAAGUUAUGUAAAUAUUCAGUUUUUUAUGUGCCAAAUUAAAGUUGUUAAAAUAAAAUAAAAUAAUAGAUGACCGUAAUUCCGCACGCGCUCGAGUCGAACACAGUUCGUAAGAUCGUCCUUUGAAUCACGCGCGCAAACUUAUCACGUAGUCGUAUGCGCACGCCAAAUUCAACCGUCCGGCUUGCGCGUGCUUAUAAACCAGUUGUAAAUUCUCUUGCAAUUUGAAAAAUAAUUCAACAAAAUACAGAGCAAUACUUAAAAUUUUACCACACCAACUUCACUUUCCCAAAGAUAGUCACUUUAUCCACAAUUCUUUUAUAAAUUUAACCCAAAAAGUCGUAGAAAUAGGGUCGAAAUUUGGUAAUUUUACGGAGCGAUUUGACUCGCUGCUCGCCCGUCAAGCGCGUCACGUCAGAUCAUCACAUCUGCCCAAUACCAAAAGUUAAACAGGUGAUAGAUGUUAAUAAAGAUCUUAGACCUAUAUCUCUUACCUCAACACUCAGUAAAAUCGCUGAAGAUGCCAUAAUAAAAUACGAUCUAAAACCGGCAAUAAUGGAUCGCCUGGAUUGUAACCAAUAUGGCUUCAUACCAGGUUCUAACACCACCCUGUCUUUAAUUACUUUAAUCCACCGUUGGUCAAAGACAGUAGACAAAGAGGGAGGAUGUGUGCGCUCACUGGUCACGGACUAUCGGAAAGCUUUUGAUCUUAUAGAUCAUAAUACUCUUUAUAGAAAACGUCAGGGAAUAGUUCUAAAAACAUCAACCUUAAACUGGAUUUCAGACUUUUUGAGGGGAAGACUACAAAGGGUAAAACUUUCCCCAAACUGUUUUUCCAAUUGGAAACCUGUCAAUGCUGGAGUCCCUCAAGGAACUAAACUCGGCCCAUGGCGUUUUUUGCUGAUGAUCAAUGACGUUGUAGUUUCUAACGAUCAAUUUGGUGGGGAUAUGAUGAAAUAUGCGGACGAUACUAAUAUUUCAGAAUACAUCACCGAUCAGGCAGAAAACAGUUAUCUGCAAGCAGUAACUAAUUCUAUUGUUGACUGGUCUGAAAGAAAUAAAUUCCAGCUUAAUCCAUCAAAAUGUAAAGAAUUUGUUGUGUCUUUUAAACGGAAUGAACCAAAUUUCCCCCCCAUCAGUAUUAAUCAAUCACAAAUCGAACGAGCUGACAAAAUAUCGAUUCUUGGUUUAACAAUCACAAAGGACUUGAAAUGGAACGAUCACGUGGAAAAAAAAAUCAAUAAGGCAUCCCAGUGAAUUUACCUGUUGAAACAACUCAGAAGGUUUGGACUUGAUGCUGGUGAUCUCAAGUGCUUCUAUGUCGCUUCAAUAAGGUCAAUACUGGAAUAUUCAUGCCAAGUUUUUCAUUAUGGCUUGCCACAAUACCUAUCUGAUGUUAUUGAAAGGAUUCAAAAGAGACCACUGCGCAUAAUUUACCCUCAACUGUCCUACCAGGAUGCUCUAGACAUGUUAGAAUUAAAGACUUUAUCUACACGCAGGCGUGAUUUAUGUAAGAAACUUUUUAACUCGAUUCUGGACAAUGAGGACCAUAAGCUUCACAACUUACUGCCACCUAAGGUGACAUCCGAUACAUAUAAUUUUAGGAACGAAAAACUUUUUAAUAUUCCAAAAUAUCGUACUAAUAGAUAUAGAGAUACUUUUAUAAUAUCUAGUCUAAUAAACUCGUAAAAAUUGGUAUUUUAUAAUACAGAACUAAUAGUUAAGAGAUACUCUUUAUAAUAUUAAAUUAGGAAUUUUUGUAAUUGUUUUAAACACUUUGUAUAAGAAUCAUGUAAUUCAGCUCUAUGCAUGGCUGCUAGGUGAUUUUAAUAAACAGAUUAUCUAUCUAUCAAACAGAUUAUCUAUCUAUCUAUCUAUCUAUCGAAGUUGAAAUGAAGCUAUUGCAAAUUCGAAUGGACGCUCAUAAGAUUGAUGAUCCCACCGUACCUUGCAACAGUAAUCUGUCGCUACGAAGGGAGAAUGUUCGCUUACAAAGUGACUUGGAAUCAGCUAAAUCCACAAUAAAACAACUUAAAACAAAAGUAAACGAAUUGCAAAGUGAAAAAUGUAGCCUCACAACGGUAAUUAGAUUAUUACAAGAAGACAAUUUACAGCAUACUAAUUACAGUGACAGGAACAAUAAUGCAAAUGAUCAGCAAAAGAACGCUUGGACUGCAGCAAAGACACCGAAGAAAAGGAGAAAGAGAUCUACGUAUGUUACCAAAGAAAGAUUGCCCACUGCAUCAACCAAUGCUAUUACAGUGGAAACCGCAUCAACGAGUGCUGUUACAGAGGAAAAUAUAGCACUCGCGGAUACAAUGCCAGAAGAACUGAAUGCAAAUGGCCAUUCUAAUAGUCAAGGAGAAACCAAGGAAAGCAGCAGUAAUAUGCAAGAGGAGCAAAGUAGAGCCCAUAAUAGUGAAACAACUAAGCCUACAAAAGUCAUAAUAGCGGGUGAUUCAAUGAUUAAGCACUUAAAUGGAUAUAGAAUGUCUGCAAAAAAUAGGAGGGUCCAAGUCUCAACAUUUCCUGGAUGCACUAUCUUAGAUAUGGCAGACCACGUCAAACCCAUACAAAGAAAACGACCUGACAAACUUAUUCUGCAUGUUGGCACUUAA
Paramuricea clavata is the source of this 5422-nucleotide messenger RNA. The record is from the annotation of a GenBank genome assembly. NCBI's taxonomy places the organism in Eukaryota, Metazoa, Cnidaria, Anthozoa, Malacalcyonacea, Plexauridae.